Messenger RNA from Amoebophrya sp. A120, 627 nucleotides. Lineage: Eukaryota; Dinophyceae; Syndiniales; Amoebophryaceae. The record is from the annotation of a GenBank genome assembly.
CUCCUCAAAAUCAAAUACGCGGCCUACGCUCCUAGGAAAGCAGUAAAAGCGGUUUUGCAAAAGCAGCGCGACCCUCCAUGGCGAGGCCUGAUCAGCGAGCGAACAUUUUUUCGUAGACCACUAGAAAUCUUAUAUCCCUCAUCUCAGCAGCAGUGGUGCGCGGUCAUGGCUCAGCCAGCGGAUAGUACGGCCGACGCGCUGAUUUCUUUCGGGAAUUUGGACGCGGUCGUGAAGAACAUUAUGGGAAAGUUCGCGGCACUGGAAAGUGUGGUGGAGAAGGUCCAGGUGCAGCAGAAGGACCAGGGCCGGCGUCUGGACCGGGAGUGCGUCCUAUCUCACAGAAAAACGCUAACAGGGCAUAUAGUUAUUGGUAAUGCAAAAAAAACUUCUACACUCGAUAAGCGAUAGAUACUUGCGUGAAAAAAUCUGUCUUUUACAAUCUAAGCGCCACGCUUGGGGCCUGCCCAUGACCACAGACUUUUCUUUUGCUUGUGCCUUACAUUGCUAGCUUUCUCGGGGAUACGUCCAGGAGCGAAAGCAGUUAGAGAAGCGGGUCACGGCCGUGGAGCAGCACGGUCAGCAGUUGACCGCCGUAUCCGAGCACCGACACCGCGACCUGGAGCGGCU